This is a messenger RNA of Colletotrichum graminicola M1.001, 243 nucleotides long. RefSeq lists its product as uncharacterized. The transcript has a single exon. The coding region runs from base 1 to 243 and encodes 80 amino acids. NCBI's taxonomy places the organism in Eukaryota, Fungi, Ascomycota, Sordariomycetes, Glomerellales, Glomerellaceae. The record is from RefSeq and is a predicted model, not a curated record.
AUGAAGGUUUCUGCCAUUCUCAUCAUCACCGCCGCCUCGGCCACUCUCGCUGCCCCCGUCGCCUCGGCCGCCCCCGACGCGGCAUACGCCAGCUAUGGAGACUACAAAAGCACCAACUACGGAAGCUACGGCACCUACGACGGUGCCAAUCCCCCACCUUCGGCCUACGGCUCGUACAGCCCCUACGGCAACUACGGCGCAUACAAGCGCGCCGCCGAGUGGUUCAAGAGCUUCUUCCAGUAA